CUACUCGCAAGCAUAUACCCGGCAUAUUCGACUUCUACCAAACCACAGAAGUGGAGAGAAGACUUUCCAUUAUUUAAGCAGAGCAUGCUCGGUCUCCCUCGAAGCGCGCGUGAUCACAAGGAUCUCCAUCGAAAGUCUGUAAGAAUGCUCGCCUCUCCACCCCUGAUCCACUGCUGGGCAGUCGCAAUUCUCGUCUGGAUCGCUGCUGCCGCUGCCAAGGACACGAGCCUCCACUUCUACAUGCACGACAACAUGACUCCUCCAAACCAGAGCGUCGUCAUGGUCGCGGGGCCUGGAACCGCGGGCUUCGGCACCGUGACCGUCAUCGAUGAUCCGCUCACUCAGGGGGCCGACGCAUCGUCUCCGGCGAUUGGAAGGGGCCAGGGGACUUGGAUCGUCGCGUCCAUGGACGGGAGGAGCUUGCUCCUCACUUUCAGUGCCGUGUUCCAGACGGGCGACUUCAAGGGGAGCACGCUGAGCUUCCACGGAUCCGACGACACCUCGGAGGCUGUCCGGGAGAUCGCUGUUAUCGGAGGAACCGGCCAGUUUCGCAAUGCUCGGGGCUACGCUACCAUCAAGACCGCCUCUGCCAGUGGUGCUUCAGUCAUCCUGGAGAUCGAUGUCAGGGUAAGUCACUGAUUGGAAAGCUCUAGCACAGAUCUUCGUCAUCAAGAAAACCAUUCACUCUCAUUCUUUGCGCUCUAAUUAAUCGAAGUUACCUGUUUUUCC
This is a messenger RNA of Selaginella moellendorffii, 729 nucleotides long. Its product is annotated as dirigent protein 2. Bases 85 to 639 code for a protein of 184 amino acids. Lineage: Eukaryota; Viridiplantae; Streptophyta; Lycopodiopsida; Selaginellales; Selaginellaceae. The record is from RefSeq and is a predicted model, not a curated record. The transcript has a single exon.